AUGCUCAUAAUCGUCGGCCCGCUGGUCUAUCGCCUGGUGGCCGCAUUUUUUGAUCUCGAGCGCGACUUCAAGAGCAUUGUCGAUCAUUUCGACGACGUGACAAACGGGUUGAUUUACUCUUAUAUUUUGUUUACGCUGGGAAAUUAUGCACACACGUUUGGCUGGGUCACCCUGGUCUUUUACUUUGUGGGCCUUUUAUGCUACUGCGGUCUGGUCGAGCUGCCAUUUAUGCGCAUGAGUCUGCCCGGCUGGCGCUCCUGGAGCAAAGCUGCAUGGGCAGUAAACCUGGCUGGACUGGUGGCGGUUCUUGUGGCUGCCGGAUUUCACAUACGCUGGUCGUACAAGGCGGGGAUUUUGCAAUGGUACCUGCCCUUGUUUGUGCUGGCAACGGCAAGCGUCUGGUCGACGGCUUUUGUCAAGCAGCUGCAUCACCAUUGCAUAGACAAUUGCCCGGAAGGGCUAGGAAUUGAAAAACGUACUCGUCGCGCUGCUCUGGUCCUGUUUACGUCGCGCAACGCGCAGAGCCGCCGCGAGCACCAGGCUGAAGAGGUCAUCCAGCUGGCGGAGCUGCGCGAGCGGGCAGAGCAAUAUGCCAUUUGUGCAUCCGAGCAAUUGAGCUCGCCGUCAGAGCAGCUGCCCAGCAACGGCGACAGUACCAAUGUGCCUAGCCCAAUAGCCUUAAAAUAUGCGGAAUCGAGGGAGCUCAGUGAUACAAACAGCGAGGUUGGACCAGCUAGCACUAGCAGAGCUCUGCUCAACAUGCCCAUGGAACCCGAGCGUCAAGAGCGCAUCAACUCACUAUCAUGCGAGCAGAAAAAAGUGCAUAUCGAGGAAAGGCUCAAGAACCUACAUUACUUGAAUGUUCAGACCAAUGGACCGCUUCCGCUAUACCGAUAUCAAUUGCAUUUGCAUCAUUGGCAGAUAUUUUAUAUUCUGUCGUUCUUUACCAGGUUUGAUGAGUUUGCUUCGCAAGCAUGUGCAGGAAUCGUUUUGGGAAUAUUCACCCAUGGAUAUGCGGCAUAUGGAUUUGACACUAUGAUGGAGCGCAAAGGCGAGUAUCAAUGCUGA
Messenger RNA from Kickxella alabastrina, 1068 nucleotides. RefSeq lists its product as uncharacterized. The record is from RefSeq and is a predicted model, not a curated record. The transcript has a single exon. The coding region runs from base 1 to 1068 and encodes 355 amino acids. NCBI's taxonomy places the organism in Eukaryota, Fungi, Kickxellomycota, Kickxellomycetes, Kickxellales, Kickxellaceae.